Molecule: messenger RNA, 993 nt
Organism: Yarrowia lipolytica CLIB122
Lineage: Eukaryota; Fungi; Ascomycota; Dipodascomycetes; Dipodascales
Cellular component (GO): nucleus; cytoplasm
Molecular function (GO): mRNA binding
Source: RefSeq, a predicted model, not a curated record
AUGUCCAAUACUGGCCGAUGGCUUGGUCCCCCAUUUUUCUGCGAUUUUUUGUCUCCCCCCCCCCCAUUGCCCCCCACAUUUGCCACUACUAACCACAGACAACAGGUGACCAUCCCCAAGCGACGAGUCAGAGCCAAGACCACCAACAAGCCCUACAAGAAGGGCAUGGGCUACGGUUUUGCUCAAUUCACCUCCACCGAGGACGCGAGCAAGGCUCUUGCCGAGCUCACGGACGCUACCUGGAACGACCGAAAGCUCACCGUUAGUUUCGCCAAACCCAACCAGAUUAAGAACGACGGCGAGGAUGGUGAGGAGGAGGCCUCUGCCGCUGAUGGUGAGACCGCUGCCCCUCCCAAGAAGAGCAAGCGAAACCGAAGAUCAAAGAAGGAGAACUCUGCCGAAUCUGGCGAUGCCACUUCCAACGGAACUUCGGCUGCCGGCACUGAGGCUUCCGAGACCAAGGAAAGCAAGCCCCGGGGCCGACGACCUCCUCUUCCUCUUAACGAAGAGUCUCCCACUACUGAUACCGUCUUCGUUGCUGGUAUCCCCCGAACGGCUACUGUUGCUGACAUCAAGGAGUUCUUUGCUGCCGAGGAGCCCGUGUCUGUGAAAAUCAGCCAGCAGAAUGUCUUCAACCGAAAGGAUAAGACCCGAGAGCGAGUCAACCGAGGUUUUGCUCUAGUCAAGUUUGCCGACGAAGCAACACGAGAUGCCGUCAUCAAGAAGUACCACGAGCAAGAGUGGGAUGGCCGAGUGAUCCACUUGCGAGUCGCCCUUGAUGUUCUCCAGACUGAGGGUGAGACCGACACCAACCAGGAGCCCAAGGAAGACCCCAAGGAAGAGCCCAAGGAGGAGCCCAAGGAGGAGCCCAAGGAGGAGCCCAAGGAGGAGCCCAAGGAGGAGCCCAAGGAGGAGGUCAAGGAGGAGCCUAAGGAGGAUGCUGGAACCGAGGCUCCCACCACCACCGAGGACUCGACCCCCAAGGAUGAGUAA